AUGAGGGUUGCACUAAUGGUGGCGGAGAAGCCAUCGCUCGCCGCGUCGCUUGCCGGUAUCCUGAGCAAUGGGAAGUGUUCGGUGCGGAAAGGAUCGAAUAAUGCAUGCUCCGUGCACGAAUGGGUAGGCCAGUUCCGCGGUGAAACGGUGCGCUUCAAGAUGACCUCCGUGUGCGGGCACAUCAUGGGGUUAGAGUUCGUCGGCAAGUACAACUCGUGGGAUCGCGUCGACCCGGUGGAGCUGUUCUCGUGCCCCACGGAGAAGAAGGAAGCGACACCCAACCUUCGAAUGCCCUCUUUCCUGGGCCAGGAGGCGAAAGGAUGUGAAUAUCUAAUACUGUGGCUGGAUUGUGACAAGGAAGGAGAAAACAUUUGCUUCGAAGUGAUGUCGGCCGUGUCCGGCUCGAUACACAACGUAAACUCCAACCGAGUAACGUACAGGGCGAAGUUCUCCGCCAUCACCGAGAAGGACAUCAAGUACGCGAUGGACAAUCUAAUACACCCGAACGAGAACGAAGCGAAAUCGGUGGACGCACGGCAGGAGCUAGAUUUGCGCAUCGGCUGUGCGUUCACCCGCUUCCAGACCAAGUUCUUCCAGGGAAAGUAUGCCGAUCUGGACGCGUCGCUCAUCUCGUACGGCCCCUGCCAAACACCGACGCUUGGGUUUUGCGUUCAACGCCACGAUGAAAUACAAACCUUCAAACCGGAAACGUUCUGGUACGUACAGGUAACGGUGGGCGAGAAUCCGGAGGUGAAACUGGAAUGGCACCGAGUUCGGGUGUUUGAGAAGGAGAUUGCCUGCAUUUAUCUUAACAAAGUGAAGGAACACAAAGAAGCUCUGGUUGAAGCGGUUACCUCAAAGGACCAGACCCGCCCGAGACCUCAGGCCCUGAACACCGUUGAGCUGAUGCGUGCAGCAAGCUCGGGCUUAGGCAUUGGUCCGCAUAUGGCAAUGCAACUUGCGGAAAAGCUCUACACCCGCGGAUACAUCAGUUACCCGCGAACGGAAACCACGCAAUAUCCAGCCAACUUUGAUCUGAGUGGUGUCGUCCGGUUGCUGCAACCGUCGGCGGAAUUCGGCGAGGAAGCAAAGGCAAUUGGGCGCGAUAUGACCAACCCGAAGAAGGGUAACGAUGCCGGUGACCAUCCACCGAUUACCCCGAUGCGACUAGCCACACGCAACGAGCUGGACGGGGACAGCUGGCGGGUGUAUGAUUACAUCUGUCGGCACUUCCUCGGCACCAUCUCGCGUGAUCUGAAGUAUCGUUCGCACACGACCAAGUUCCGCAUCGGAGGCGAACUGUUUACGGCCACCACCAGUGUGCUGCUCGAUCCCGGAUUCACCAAGGUGAUGACUUGGCAGAGUUUCGCCAAAAACGAACUCGGCCACCAGUACACGGUGAACGAGAAGGUAAAGAUCAGCGACAUCCGGUUGGUUGAAAGCCAAACCGGACCGCCGGACUACCUGACCGAGUCGGAGCUGAUCACGUUGAUGGAAAAACACGGCAUCGGGACGGACGCGUCGAUUCCGGUGCACAUAAACAAUAUCUGCCAGCGUAACUACGUGGCGAUCGGUGGCGGUCGCACGCUAACGCCAACCAAUCUCGGGAUUGUGCUCGUGCACGGUUAUCAGAAGAUCGAUCCCGAGCUGGUCCUGCCAACGAUGCGGUCCGCCGUGGAGCAGCAAUUGAAUCUCAUCUCGCAAGGCUCCGCCGACUUUCGGCUCGUGCUGAAGCAUGCGGUCGAGAUAUUUCGCCUCAAGUUUCUCUACUUCGUGCAGAACAUUAGCAACAUGGACAUGCUGUUCGAAGCCACCUUUUCCUCGCUGUGUUCAUCGGGCAAGUCGCUGUCGCGUUGCGGCAAAUGUCGCCGGUACAUGAAAUACAUACAGACGAAACCGCCCCGGUUACACUGCUCGACGUGCGACGAAACGUACACACUGCCACUGAAGGGUAUUAUACGCGUGUACCGCGAGCUCAAGUGUCCGCUCGAUGACUUCGAGCUGGUCGCAUGGACGAACGGGGCGAAGGGCAAGUCGUUCCCGCUCUGCCCGUACUGCUACAAUCACCCACCGUUCAGGGAUAUGCCGAAAAGCUCGGGCUGCAACAGCUGCCUCCAUCCGACCUGUGCUCACUCGCUCUCGACGCUCGGUGUUUCCAGCUGCUUCGAGUGCGAUCGCGGCGUGCUGGUGCUGGACUGUACGAUGGCACCGAAAACGUGGCGUUUGGUUUGCAAUGUGUGCGACGUUAUCAUCAGCUGUUUCGAGGACGCCAUGAAGGUGACGGUAGAAGAUUCCUGUGAAGAAUGCGGUGCGCAACAGGUAACUGCCGUCUACAAGCAGGACAAGUCACCCUUCGCGGACGGGGUUACAGAGAAGAAGGGCUGCAUUUUCUGUUUUGCCGAUUUUGUACCCUUGGUUGAAAAGCACAAAGCGGUGGAAAUGCGACGCAACCAAGCCGGUGGCCGUGGUGGCCGGAGCCGUGGUUUCCGCGGCCGAGGAGGCAAAGGUGGACGUGGCCGCAACAAACCUCCCAAGGAUAAGAUGGCACAGCUGGCGGCCUAUUUUGUGUAGUUUUUGUACUCCCUACUUUUUCAUUUUGCAAACGGAGCGAAUCAGGCGUCAACCGGCAUCAAGCCCGGCCCAGCGCAUUUCGCAUUGAGUUAAGGCACACUCUAUGGAAUCGAUUUGUGAACCCCCCGCAACCCAAUAAA
Anopheles cruzii is the source of this 2711-nucleotide messenger RNA. It is a transcript of the gene Top3beta, whose product is annotated as DNA topoisomerase 3-beta. The transcript has 8 exons. The coding region runs from base 1 to 2571 and encodes 856 amino acids. The record is from RefSeq and is a predicted model, not a curated record. Gene Ontology annotation, biological process: DNA topological change. NCBI's taxonomy places the organism in Eukaryota, Metazoa, Arthropoda, Insecta, Diptera, Culicidae. Gene Ontology annotation, molecular function: DNA topoisomerase type I (single strand cut, ATP-independent) activity; DNA binding. Gene Ontology annotation, cellular component: nucleus.